AAAGUCCACGGUCGUAGACAUGCAUCUGAACUCUUCGUCAUGAAGCAAGUCCUAUCAGCUUUGUUGUUUCUGAGCGUGGUCUCUUUGGCCUGGUCUUCAAUCUUUCCCGAGGGAGAAACGGAAGAGCAAUGGAACCAAAGAAUCCAGGCCAAGAUUGACAAGAACCGCAAGAGUAACGUCCAAGUAAAGGUGACCUUACCUGAGCAUCUUCAAGGCUUGAAGAAUCUGAAGCUUCAAGUGAACAACACGAAAGCCAGUUUUCCAUUGGGCACGGCUUUGGUGGCCGAUCGGAUCUCCGAGUGUUGGAACAAUGGCGGUGAUAAUGCCUAUUGCUCGUUUGCUCGGGAAAAUUUCAACUUUGCUGUCACUGAAAACGCCAUGAAGUGGCGCCUAUGGGAGCCUGAAUACGAUAACUUUAACUCAUAUGGCGUAGAAAACAUGCUCAAAUGGCUUGAAGCCAAAGGUUGGGGAGUUCGUGCCCAUUGCCUUUUCUGGGAUGUGGAUGACAAUCUAAAUUUUCCCGAUUGGGUCUAUGGACUUCGAGGACAAGAGAUGAUCGAUGCCAUUCAUCAUCGGAUUGACACAGCUGUUCCUUAUUUCAAGGGGAGGGUGCAACAUUGGGACGUGAAUAACGAAAUGUUGCACGGGAACUUCUUUGCGGAAACGACUUACGAUCCUGACAUCCGUGUCAAAAUGUUCCAAUGGCUUGAGCAGCAAGACUCGCAGCCUUCUAGAUUUGUCAAUGAUUACGACGUUGUACUGUAUGAGACCGAUGAGUAUAUCAACCACAUCCGCGAUUUGCUCAACAAAGGUGCCUCAAUUAAUGGCAUUGGUUUCCAAUCUCAUUUGGGGCCAGAUCAAAUUGACUUGGGAAAGGCUGAGGACGCCUUCAACAAAAUGUGGAACGAGUUUCAUCUUCCCAUGUGGAUCACAGAGUUCGAUUGGCAAGGUAGUCAUGGUGGAGAUCAUGCCCAACAUGCUUCUGAACUUGUUAAUUUUUACAACCUGGCCAUGAGCCACGAGGGAAUGGGCGGUAUUAUGAUGUGGGGCUUUUGGGACCAAGCUCAUUGGAGACCUGACGCAGCCAUUGCCUAUGGGGAUGAUGUCACGCCCAAUGAAGCGGGCUACGCCUACAUGGACUUAUAUCAGAACUCAUAUCGAACAAACGAUGCAUUUUCUGCCUCCAUGAGGACUGCUAAUGAAUUGGAAUUCAAUUUCCGUGGAUUCCGAGGAGAAUACGAGCUCUCUUUGGUCAAUGAACAUGGACGAUCGGUUCAUAAAUUUGACGAAACUUUUACUAUUGAGGAAGAUGUCGAGAUUCAAUGCAAUGUUGAAAUCUAAUAAAUAAAUGAUUAGA
Tigriopus californicus is the source of this 1357-nucleotide messenger RNA. RefSeq names its product anti-sigma-I factor RsgI6-like. The transcript is spliced from 5 exons. NCBI's taxonomy places the organism in Eukaryota, Metazoa, Arthropoda, Copepoda, Harpacticoida, Harpacticidae. The record is from RefSeq and is a predicted model, not a curated record. Gene Ontology annotation, biological process: carbohydrate metabolic process. Gene Ontology annotation, molecular function: hydrolase activity, hydrolyzing O-glycosyl compounds. The coding region runs from base 40 to 1341 and encodes 433 amino acids.